Molecule: messenger RNA, 9898 nt
Organism: Aedes albopictus (Asian tiger mosquito)
Lineage: Eukaryota; Metazoa; Arthropoda; Insecta; Diptera; Culicidae
Product: solute carrier family 7 member 14
Exons: 11
Coding region: 537-2924 (795 amino acids)
Biological process (GO): transmembrane transport; amino acid transport
Cellular component (GO): plasma membrane
Molecular function (GO): amino acid transmembrane transporter activity
Source: RefSeq, a predicted model, not a curated record
CGUGUCAUCCGAUAUUCCGACUAUGUUGUAGAUGUAGAUGAGGGCCAUCUCGGUUCCAUGUUUUCCCUCUUUGACAAAUGACACUUCAUGCUUCCCGCCCUGUUGGUGUCCUCGAGAGAGGAGGGGACCUUACUGAGUCUGAAACAUCCUGUCUAAUGUGUCUCAUGACUCGUUUCCGGACCAACCGUUAGAUGAAGCAGAACAUUUUUUUUUUCGUUCCUCCCUCAACCCCACUAUUACACGAUGCUUCUACAAACGAUGGUGCUACGACGGUGUGGCGGAGAUUAAUUUUCUUUCUACGUUUUUUUUUUGUCUUCCAGAUAACGACCAGCAGUAGCAGAAGCGAACGUGGCUGUUGGGGCCACUUCAACGACUGAUCCAACCAACCAACCAACCCACGGACGCUUUCCAGCAACGCACACAGGCAUCCAGCUUAGGAACAAUCCCUAUAUCUUCCACACGCAUCUCCGGCUUCUUCUCAUCCAGCUCGACGACCCCAGCUCAUCUCCAUCCACCAUAGGUCCUGCCGGGCAAAGAUGAAGUUUUCAAUUCCGCUCCCAGGUGGCGGCACUGGAUUGACACUCUUCUCGAAACUAGUCCGAACCAAGGACCUCCGUAAGCUUCAGGGCGAAGAUCCGAAAAGUACAAAGCCAAAACUAACGAAAUGUCUAACCACACUCGACCUAACCUCACUCGGAGUGGGAUCGUGCUGUGGUACCGGUAUGUAUCUAGUCGCUGGUAUGGUAGCGAGAAACAUAGCUGGUCCCGGUGUAGUGCUUAGUUUUAUCAUAGCGGCAAUAGCUAGUAUAUUUUCAGGAGCCUGUUAUGCGGAGUUUGGCGUCCGAGUGCCACACACGUCCGGGUCGGCGUACAUGUACUCCUACGUCUCGGUGGGAGAAUUCGUGGCGUUCGUCAUCGGAUGGAACAUGAUAUUAGAAUAUUUAAUUGGUACGAGCGCGUGUGCCUGUGCACUGAGUGCAAGCUUCGAUUCGCUUUCCGGAGGUGCCAUCAGUAGAAGCAUAGCUUCCGCCGUGGGGACCAUAUUUGGUCGGCCGCCGGAUUUUAUCGCAUUCGGCAUCACCCUGGUGAUGACCUGUGUGCUGGCGCUGGGUGCCAGCAAAUCGGUGCUCUUCAACAACGUCCUCAACACGGUCAACCUGGCCUCGUGGGUGUUCAUCCUGACGGCGGGGAUGUUCUACGUCGACACGGCCACAUGGAACGAACACGAAGGCUUCCUGCCGUACGGGUGGAGUGGGGUGUUUACCGGAGCAGCCACCUGUUUCUACGCCUUCAUCGGGUUCGACAUAAUUGCCACUACGGGCGAGGAAGCGCACAACCCCCAGAAGAGCAUUCCGAAGGCAAUCGUGGGCUCACUGGUGAUUGUGUUGUUCGUGUAUGUCACCAGUAGCUUUAUCCUGACGCUCACAGUUCCUUACGACCACAUCGACACCGGUUCGGCGCUGGUACAGAUGUGGACCUACGUGGGAGCCCCGAAGUGUCGUGCCCUGGUGGCGCUGGGUGCCACGGCCGGCCUCAGUGUGGCCAUGUUCGGUUCCAUGUUCCCUAUGCCUCGGGUGAUAUAUGCAAUGGCGCAGGAUGGGUUGGUCUUCCGGAUGCUGUCGCAGCUGUGGACCCGAACCGGAGUGCCUGGAAUAGCAACGAUUGGCAGUGGACUGGCUGCCGCUUUGGUGGCGCUGACCGUGCGGCUGGAAGUCCUGGUGGAGAUGAUGUCGAUUGGCACGUUGUUGGCUUACACGCUGGUAUCGACCUGUGUGCUGAUUCUACGCUACCAACCGCACAGUACAACGUUGGUGGAUUUAUUGCCGGCACAGCUGCGAACACCACAACCACCGAGCACACCGGACCCCACGACGCAGCAGCGAGUGAAAGGAAACGUGCUGGUGAAGAAGAUCACCAGGGGGUCGCCCGAUUCGGAUGACAGCUUUGCCGAUGACAGUCCGGAUGGUUUCAUGGGGCGGGAUGAUCAGUUCCUGGUAUCGGACAAGUCCGAGAAUAAGUUUUAUGGUGCUGUCCACGGUGCUCCUCAGGGUGGUUCGAAUCCAUUCACGCUGUGGGGUUUCAGCUACAUCGGUCGGAAGAUCGAGCAAUACUCAUAUCUAUGUCCGGGUCUGUUUCCAUGGGUGAACCCGGGACCAGCGACGCACGAAAGCGGUAUGUUCGUGACGAAAAUGGUCGGCCUGAUGUACGCGUGUAUAUUCUUUCUGGAUCUGUUCAUGGCGAUCGGUAUUACGGGUACGUUCUUCUCCUUAGUUUACACUGCCUUGGUGCUAGGAAUCUUGUGCAUCCUGUUCAUCAUCUCGCGACAACCCCAGAAUCGAUACGCACUCCCCUUCCUGACGCCGGGACUUCCAUUCAUUCCGACGAUUGCCAUCACCGUCAACAUCUAUCUGAUAUUUAAGCUAAGCAUACUGACGCUGGUCCGGUUCACGGUCUGGAUGUCGCUGGGACUGAUCAUGUACUUCUACUACGGAAUCACGCACAGUUCGCUGGAGAAUCCGAGCGAAGAGUUUGAGCUGACGGUGGACGGCAACGGGCAACAGCCGCCUGCCGGUCAGAAGACCAAUCUGAAAGUUCCUUCCCAGAGUAGUAGUAAUCACCGGGAGCAGACGGCGGUGUGGGACCGACACGGGUACGAGAAUCGAAUGGCGACCAACGACGACGGAAGCGAACUGCAGUGGGGUACGAGCAAUAGCAGUUGGAACCCCAACGAUGCGUGGAGUGAUACGACGAUCUACGAUCCGCCCCGUCAACAGCCAGCUCCAGUGCCGCAGCGCUCGUCGCAUCAGUACGAAUCGACCAACAUUUUCCAGCCUCCGCCGACGCAACAGCGACCCGAGGCGAAAAAGGAUGGCUUCGGGAUGUUCUACCAGGAAACCCCCAGCUAUCCCACGUGGGACGACUAAGCGACCAAUGAGCUCGAAUGCACGUUACCGACUCGGAGAGAGCAUCCGGAGGACUGAAAAAGCUGUACAACUCACGGGAAAGCAAUCAUCAGCCCAUCGUCAUCAUUAUCUGUUGUGUGCGGUUAUUAUCAUCACAUCAUAUAGGUUUUUGUCCUUGUCGUUUUCAGUCUUCUAAGCAUCAUAUUAGCAUUCUGCAUACAGCAGCAAAUACACAAACACGAGACAGCCAUCAACAGCAACAGCUGCAAGCGCGCAACAUGUGCGGUUUUCCAUCUAGAAUCAUUAGUCACGUCACGAGAUACACGAGAUGAGGCACAUACAAAGUUGCGUUCAACGGGAAUGGGGGACAAAGAGGGUUUGAGAUUUGCUGUUAUGUGGGAAAGGGUUAUUUGUAGCUUUGAUUUUAUGCUACAGUCAGUGUUAUCUAACGGCGCAUAAGAGGCAAUUGUAAUACGUGGUGUUCAUUGGUUGCAAUAGGCUUUCACGGUAUGUUGAAUUUCCUCUUCUUCUCGUGCUUGAUUUAAUAUUUCAAUAGAUUUUUGUUGUAACUUGGGAACCUAUGAGCUUGUACGAGCUUGUACCUUAGCACGCGUCGCCCGAUAAUUAAGAGUGCUGGCAGGUCCUCUUCGAGCAUGGUCCAUGUCUCGUGCACGUAGAGGACCACCGGUCUUAUUAGCGUUUUGUACAUGGUGCAUUUGGUGCGUGGGUGAAUCUUUUUCGACCGCAGUUCCUUCUGGAGCCCGUAGUAGGCCCGACUUCCGCUGAUGAUACGCCUCCGAAUUUCACGGCUCACGUUGUUGUCAGCCGUCAGUAAGGAUCCGAGGUAGACGAAUUCCUCCACCACCUCGAAAGUAUCCCCGUCUAUCGUAACAUUACUACCCAGAUGGAUCUGGUCGUGUUCGGUUCCGCCUACCAGCAUGUACUUUGUUUUUGAGACAUUCACCACCAGUCCGACCUUUGCUGCUUCGCGUUUCAGGCGGGUGUACAGCUCUGCCACCGUUUAAAAAUGUUCAGGCGAUAAUGUCCAUGUCGUCCGCAAAGCACACAAAUUGACCGGAUUUUGUGAAAAUCGUUCCCCGGCUGUUGAGCCCGGCACGUCGCAUCACACCUUCCAGAACGAUGUUGAAGAGUAGGCAAGAGAGUCCGUCACCUUUUCGCAGUCCCCGACGAGAUUCGAAUGAACUGGAUAGUUCACCCAAAACCCUUACGCAGUUUUGCACGCCGUCCAUCGUUGCUUUAAUCAGUCUAGCCAGCUUCCCAGGAAAGCCGUUUUCGUCCAUGAUUUCCCAUAGCUCUGCGCGGUCGAUACUGUCGUAUGCCGCUUUGAAGUCGAUUAACAGGUGAUGCGUUGGGACCUGGUAUUCACGGCAUUUCUAAAGGAUUUGCCGUACGGUAAAGAUCUGGUCCGUUGUCGACCGGCCGUCGAUUAAGCCAGCCUGAUAACUUCCCACGAACUCAUUCGUUUUAGGUGACAGACGACGGAAGAUGAUCUGGGAUAGCACUUUGUAGCCAGCAUUCAAAAUAGUGAUCGCCCUGAAGUUCUCACAUUCCAAAUGGUCACCUUUCUUGUGAAUGGGGCAGUUUACCCCUUCCUUCCACUCCUCCGGUAGCUGUUCGGUUUCCCAGAUCCUGACUAUCAGCCGAUGCAGACAGAUGGCCAACUUUUCUGGGCCCAUCUUGAUGAGUUCAGCUGCGAUACCACCAUCUUUACCAGCUGCUUUGUUAGUUUUGAACUGAUGAACGGCAUUCUUAACUUCCCUCAGCGUGGGAGUUGGUUCAUUUCCGUCCUCCGCUGCACUGGUGUCGUCGUUUCCUCCGUUGCCGUGGUCUCCCGUGCCUACGUUCUCCACGCCAUUCAGGUGCUGAUCGAAUUGCUGCUUCCACCUUUCGAUCACCUCACGUCCGUCCGUCAAGAGGCCUCCGUCCUCAUCCCUGCACAUUUCGGCUCGCAGCACGAAGCCGUUGCGGGAUGCGCUGAGCUUCUGGUAGAACUUCCGUGUUUCAUGGGAACGGGACAGCAAUUCCAUUUUUUCGCACUCCGCUUCUUCCAGCCGGCGCUUUUUCUCCCGAAAGAGGCGGGUCUGCCGUUUCCGCUUCUGUUUGUAACGUUCCACGUUCUGUCGGGUCCCUUGCUGCAGCAUUACCGCCCGCGCUGCGUUCUUCUCCUCCAAAACCGUUCUGCACUCUUCGUCGAAUCAUUCGUUCCAUCGAUUCCGUUCCACGUCCCGAUGGUGCUCUCGGCGGCGUCGCUGAUGGCUGCUUUCACUGUACUCCAGCAGUCUUCUAGAGGGGCCUCAUCUAGCUCGCCCUCGUCUGGCAACGCGGCCUCGAGAUUCUGCGCGUAUGCUGAGGCGACAUCCGGUUGUUAUACCGUGGCGGUCGCCGGUACCGUACAUUGUUGAUGACGGAGAGUUUUGGGCGCAGUUUGACCAUCACCAGAUAGUGGUCGGAGUCGAUGUUGGCGCCACGAUAGGUCCUGACGUCCAUAAUGUCGGAGAAGUGCCGUCCGUCAAUCAGAACGUGGUCGAUUUGAGAUUCCGUCUGCUGUGGUGAUCUCCUGGUGUAACGAUAAGGGAGGCUGUGUUGGAAAAAGGUGCUACGUAUGGCCAUAUUUUUGGAGGCGGCGAAAUCAAUGAGUCGUAGGCCGUUUUCGUUCGUCUGCUGGUGGGCGCUGAACUUUCCAAUCUUCGGUCUGAAUUCCUCCUCCUGGCCUACCUGAGCAUUUACAUCUCCUAUGAUGAUCUUAACAUCGUGGCUUGGACAGCGAUCGUACUUGCGUUCGAGCUGCGCGUAGAAUGCGCCGUUGUCAUCAUCAGUGCUUCCUGAGUGUGGGCUGUGACGUUUAUUAUGCUGAAGUUGAAGAAUCGACCCUUGAUCUUCUAUCUGCACCAACCGAUCACUCGCCUCUGCAUAUCACCCAUCACGAUGAAAGCUGUUCCCAGCUCGCGUGUGUUGCCGGCGCCCUGGCGGAUGGUAUGAUUACCUCUAAACGUUCGCACCAUGGAUCCUGUCCAACACACCUCCUGCAGCGCUACAAUGCCGAACCCGCGGUCCUUCAGUAGAUCGGCGAGUAUGCGGGUGCUCCUAAUGAAGUUGAGAGAUCGGCAGUUCCACUUACCGAGUUUCCAAUCGCAAAUCCUUUUUGUUCGCUGGGGUCGUUGCCGUUGGUCUCGGUUCGUAUUAUUCUGUUGCUGUUUUUCCGUUAAAAUGGUUUUUUUACGGCUGGCUCGUAGGGCCUGACACCAAUCCCCUACUUUCCGGAGGACCAUAGUGCACCGUUGAGCUUAGAGUCCUUCCCUGGCACUCGGACGUUGAUCAGCCGCCCCUAACAUGAGGAUCAGACGCUGUUGUGAGCCGCUCCUCCUGGAGUACAGACGCUCAGGUUUGUCGAAGCAAACCCCCCCAACCCCCCUUCCCUGUCAGCCUACGACCAAAGUUCCCACCGGGGUUGGUUACCCGAUCUUCCCUAAGGUUGCUCAUAGUUUCAGGCCGGUACCACGAGGAGUUAGGGAUAGGAGUUGCUGGGCAGAGGCUAGUGGAUCACAAUGGGAUCUGUAUUGCGCAGCAUACCCAGCCUUUACCGUGCCACAUUGCGUACAAGAUCAUUGAUAGAGGGCCCAGAGGGCCUGAGUGGGUUCCAGUAAAGUUUUUGAAGAUACUUUGAUUCCCUGUGGGGUUUAGUGUUAAGGAUAUUCUUAAUAUCAGGUCCGAGAAGCUUUUACUGCUAUUUUUGUAGUAUUUCAAUACAAACUCUAUAUCUCUUCAUAAGUUAAACGUAGCUUUGUUCUGACACUGUUUCUCAUCAUCAUAUCCGUGAUUGUACACACAUAGCUCUACGACGGAAAACCGAUACUCCCUAAUCCUCCUCGACGGCGCAAGUUUUCCAUGUGAUAUUCUCCAGUGAACUGAAGUGAAAUGGUACAUAUCUUUAGUUAGAUUCAAUCAAUGCAACUACGUCUAAGUUAUAUGUAGCAAGUCCAGUUUAGUGCAUUAGUUUUACAAUCCGUCUUCUAACGUUUAGUACAAUAUAGUUUAGCUAAAGCGAAGGGCCCAUAUAGCCGAGGCGGUAAACGCACGGGUAUUCAGCAUGACCAUGCUGAGGGUGACGGGUUCGAUUCCCGGUCGGUCCAGGAUCUUUUCGUAAAGGAAAUUUCCUUGACUUCCUUGGGCAUAGAGUAUCUUCGUGCCUGCCACACGAUAUACACAUGCAAAAUGGUCAUUGGCAGAGGAAGCUCUCAGUUAAUAACUGUGGAAGUGCUCAUAGAACACUAAGCUGAGAAGCAGGCUUUGUCCCAAUGAGGACGUUACGCCAAGAAGAGAGAGAGUUUAGCUAAAGCAUAGGUCGUGCUGACAUUAAUACUUUCCUUAGUAAUAGCUAUUGUUGAUUUUGAGAUUUGUUUCCCUUUAUCAAUAGAGUUUAUUCCAACUGAUGAUCUCAAAUGCAGCGCAGAAGCUUCUACAUCUAACGAUCAAUAGUUAAAACUUGUCAUCUACUGUGUUUGAGAUUUAUCCGCAAUAGGAAUUUUAAGUCGCAAAGCCAAAAGAAAAGGACAGCAUCGAGGCAAUCACUAUCGUUGUAAAAUAUCAGCAUUAAAAAUCAUCAAUCGUCAUCGAUCUGUUAGAAUUGACCGGUAAAUCACGUAGAGUAUUGCACUGUAAAAAAUGCUCACCUAAUUAGGAAGAGAUUACUAUAAAAUUAUGUUAACGUUAAGAAGGAAAGCCCAAUACGAAAGAAGAAAAGAGUCAAGGUACGUAGAUAGUUUAUGUAGAGAGUAAGCAGGCUCAAGGGUGACGAAUAAGGCAUGACGAAGCCAAUGUACGAGGAAUGGAAGAGUGAACCUGAUGCCCAGGAGAUUAUAUGAUUUCGUUUCCUCUAAAUAGUAAUAAUAAAUUAUAGUUAGAGACACCGAGCAUAAAUUUUACUGACCACCAUUGAGGUGUCAACUUCUGACUAUUUCCAAGCUAUAUCGGGUGACAUCGACGGAUGUUUUGUUAACACAGACUGCAUGUGUAGGAAGAAAGUAAAGUCAUGGCAGAGCGUCGCUUUAUACACUGGCAGCGCUUCUAAGAAGAAAAAUAAAGUAACACUUCACCUAAACAGGAAAAGAGUAUAAAAGGUAUAUAUACAUUACAUUAACAGAGAUUAAAAUCAGCAUCUUUCAAUGAAUUAAGUGAUAUUUUACUGUUGAUAUUGUUGAUUGAAAAGUGUAUUUAUUACAAUUAUUGCAGUUGAAACCAAAAAGAAGGCAAACCUAUCGAGCAGAAACGAUUGUUAAAGUGGUUUUGCAAAAUAAGCUAAUAUAUUAGAAAAAUAAAAACGGACACUUAGUGAAAGUCUGUGUUUCCAAAGAUAUUCUUACUCUAGCGAUCGAUUACCUAAAGACUCAGUUCAACAGAUCUGCAUUUCAGUUCUCAGAUGCAUCGGAUUAUAACAGAGUAAUCUACACUAUUUCUAGCGUGACAUGUAAAAAGGACCUAUCAUCUUUAUGGUAGACAAUACCACAUUUUCUUGAGUCGAAGCCAUAUCAAUCUAUAUUUAUGCAUACUGUUUCCAGCAUACUCUAGCGCUUCUAGAUUGGCAGAACCAUCAAAACCUUCGUUUACAGAAACCCGAUGGGUUCUUUUAUAUGUUACGCUAGGCACAUUUUAGCCCUCCGUCUCUUCCACACGAAACUGACUCUUGUGAAAAAGAAAGUUUAAAACAGCCAGGAUUUUACGCGACAUCUUUUACAAUACACUGAACACAAAACGACUUACAAAAGCAAAGGCUACAACAGCUUACUCGUUUCCAAAAAAAAAAAACAACAAGAAGGAAUAAACAAAAACUAAGUUUUAACUUUUCUAAGUGUGAUAUUUAUCUAUAUACAUAUAUACUAUAUAGACAUUACCAGAACAAAUAUAAUUAUAUUGCAUAUUGCAGACUUAUUGACUCUAUACAUUACCGAAAAAACGCAUUGAAAAUCACAAACACUAAAAAGAUCAUUAUUCGUGUUCGACCGUGUUACGAUUUAAAAUUUCAUUAAUUCAUAAAACAAAGUAUAUUUAAACCCAAAGUCAUAACCAAAAAGUGGAAACCAUCUCUAAAUGCUGACAUCAUUCGUCUACUCUAAACUGAAAUAACUCACCGUACAAAAGAAGCAAAGUUUUAAAAAAGCAUAGCAAAACUGCUAGGAAACCAACCACAGAAACAAAGGAAUAUACAUAUAUAUCGGUCAGUGCUCCGUAGGACUACAACUAUACAAAAUAGCUGGCACUCAAAACCGAACAGAAUCCAAGCCAGUGAUUAUUUCGAAACUAUAGUUAGAGUAUCUUUUCAAAUUUUCCUCCACUGAAACAAAAAAGCGCAUUUAAAUCUUCUAGGUGUCUGUAUAAAAUGAAACAAAAAUCAAGCAUAUGUAUAAUUACAUCUACCAACUUUAAGAGCGACAAAAAUGGAAAUCUAACGUAUAGUCACGAAGAAAAUCUUAAAUACUGUUAAGAUAAUGAAAACAUAGCAAACAAAUAAAAAAAAACCACAAACAAAAGAAAAUAAAGCAAAAACUAACACAGCAAAUAGAUGAGGAACCCGAUUACUGAGUGAUUAUCGAGGAACUAAACUAAAACUAGGAAUUAUUCAAUAAGAGCACUGAAGAACGUCUCCCCGAAGGGAAAGCGAACAACAUUACCCGAACUCUAGUGAUCAACCGCAGCAGCAACUAUCUUGGUAAAGAAAACCCAGAGGCAACAAACGAAAACCAGAAUAGUUGAACUACUUCGAAUAAGACUAGUGAAAAAAAAAGAAGAAAAGAAAUACGGAAUAAAUAGAACAGUUGAAUCGGAUGUUUAAACACAUUAAUACGAAUCGUGGCCACUCGUGAAACCUGCCCCAAAACGAUCGAAUCCAGUGUCUAAAGAGUGGUGGUGAGUUUAUGGGGUUGCAAUGUUGUGGAGUUAGUGAUGAAAGAGAAUGAAAUCUAUAAAUGCAAUAAAAUGAA